CCGGCGUAGUGGGCAGGCGGUGGCAGGCGCGUGUGCGGCGCUGCGGCAAUCGAGUCGGUUCCCUUUCCUGACGCUGGGUAAAGGGAUCUGGGCAGUACUGGGUUCCAGACCUGUCGGGCCCACACUGUGACCUCCCAUCCGGAGAAAUCCGGAAACGGGGUGCAGCGCAAUGUUAGAGCCCUGCCCAGCCUGAGGACUGCCCUUGCAUCAGUAUCCAGGUUUUUUUUAAAGAUUAUUUUUAAUUUUAAGACUUUUAAGUGUAGGAAUACAUAGUGCGUGCGUGUAUUGCCCGAGGAGGCCAGAAGGCGGUCAGGUCUCCUGACAAUGGAGUUAUAAACUGUUUGUGGGCCACCAUGUGGAUUCUGGGAAUCGAACCAGCGUCCUAUGCAAGAGAGCAGUAGGGUCUCACUGUGUAAACCAUGCUGGCCCAGAAAUCUCCAUGUACACCAGGCUGGCCCAGAAAUCUCUUUGUAUAGCAGGCUGGUUCACAAAGACAACCUCUCUUCCUCAGUUCUGGAAUUAAAGGUCAGACAACAUUAGUUUUGAGUAAGCGGUGUUGGGAAUGCCCUGGGAAGCUGAUUAUGGGCACUGAAGGUAAAGCCUGCGAGACAGACACAGUGAGAGUUGAGGUUUGGAGGUAGCGGUGAGAUCCAUAUGUUAAGCUUCUGCUUGAUGCUAUGAAACACUCAGGUUGUGCUGUGAACAGAGAGAGACACUUUUCCUGCGAAGCCUGUGAUGGAAAUGUCAGUGGAGGUUUUGAUGCGACAACGUCUCAGAUUGUUUUGUGCCAGAAUAAUAUCCGAAACCAGGCUCACAUGAGCAGGGUGGUCACCCAUGAGCUCAUCCACGCAUUUGAUCACUGCCGGGCGCAUGUCCACUGGUUCACCAAUGUCAGACAUUUGGCAUGCUCAGAGAUCCGAGCGGCAAGCCUCAGUGGAGACUGUUCGCUUAUGAAUGAAAUCCUCAGGUUUCGAUUUGGAUUGAAACAACACCAUCAGACUUGCGUGCGGGACAGAGCUGUUCUUUCUAUCUUGGCUGUUCGGAACAUCAGCAGAGAAGAGGCCCAGAAAGCUGUGGAUGAGGUCUUCGAGUCGUGUUUCAAUGACCAUGAGCCUUUCGGCCGGAUCCCACAUAACAUGACGUAUGCCAGAUAUGCUCACAGGGACUUUCAGGACCGUGAUCGCUAUUACGAAAACAUAUGAAGAUGGGCCACUGUGUUCCUGAGCAUGUGGGGAAGAUGCUCAGGAUGUGUGAAGUGUAAAUAAUCAGUUAGGCUCUGCAGAUAACAGGCAGAAGGUGCUCAUGUUAGUGGUUGAUUACAAAAAACAAAGAGGCAGAAAGGAACUCCUUAAACUGCAAGGCAGUUUAUAGCUAAUCAUUUAGUAAGUAAAUAAGGUAAAUAAAUGACAUUUUUGUAUUAUUUUUUAA
Messenger RNA from Psammomys obesus (fat sand rat), 1428 nucleotides. RefSeq names its product ATP23 metallopeptidase and ATP synthase assembly factor homolog (gene Atp23). Gene Ontology annotation, molecular function: metalloendopeptidase activity. Bases 678 to 1202 code for a protein of 174 amino acids. The transcript has 8 exons. NCBI's taxonomy places the organism in Eukaryota, Metazoa, Chordata, Mammalia, Rodentia, Muridae. Gene Ontology annotation, cellular component: extrinsic component of mitochondrial inner membrane. Gene Ontology annotation, biological process: mitochondrial protein processing; mitochondrial proton-transporting ATP synthase complex assembly. The record is from RefSeq and is a predicted model, not a curated record.